AUGCUUCGAGCAGGUAUACACCCUGAUGCUUGGAGCUAUAACAUUUUGAUUAAUUGUUUGUUCAAGCUUGGGAAACCAGAUGAGGCGAAUCGUAUUUUUAUGGUGAUGGCGCUUAGUGAGCUGCAUCCUUGUUCGGCUACAUAUAACAUCAUGAUUAAUGGGCUUUGUAAGAAUGGAUACGUUAACAAUGCUAUUAUGUUGUUUAGGAACUUGCAACGGCACAGAUUCAUUCCUGAGGUGAUGACAUACAACACACUUAUUAAUCGACUAAGCAAGGCUCGACGAACGGGGACAGCUAGGAGGAUUCUUAGGGAGUUUAAGGAAGCAGGUUAUGAACCUAACUGUAUUACCUACACAACGGUUAUGAAGUGUUGCUUCCAGUGUAGGCAGUUUGACGAAGCGUUAGAGAUCUUGCAUGAGAUGAGGAGUAAAGGGUACACUUUCGAUGGCUAUGCAUACUGCACAGUGAUUGCUGCGCUGAUAAAGAUCGGGCGGAUUGAAGAGGCAGAUGAAAUCGUCAGGCUGAUGCAGCAUAGUGGUAUUCAACCAGAUUUAGUGUCUUAUAAUACAUUGAUAAAUCUUUUCUGCAGACAAGGAAGAUUAGAUGAUGCCAUGAAGUUACUUGGCGAGAUAGAGAAAGAAGGUCUGGAAUGCGAUCAAUAUACACACACGAUUAUAAUUAAUGGAUUGUGCAAGGCAGGCAACUUUUUAGGUGCAAAACAGCAUUUGAUUUAUAUGAACUCACUGGGGUUUGGUUACAAUUUGGUUGCGCAUAACUGUAUUCUUCAUGGAUUGGGUAAAGCAGGUCAUAUUGAUCAUGCAAUGAAAUGGUUCGAAUCAAUGGAAGUUAAAGACUCUUUCACGUAUACCAUCAUAGUGCACAACCUUUGUAGGGCUAGAAGGUUCCUUUGUGCCUCCAAGAUCAUGGUUUUGUGUCUAAAUUCUGGGUUUCGGAUCUUAAGGGCUACUCAGAGAGCUGUUAUUGAUGGUCUUUGUAGUAUAGGAUAUACAAAUGAAGUCAGGAAACUCAAGCUUAAACUACAAGUGAUUCGACUAUUACAUGAUUAA
Messenger RNA from Arachis duranensis, 1068 nucleotides. RefSeq names its product putative pentatricopeptide repeat-containing protein At4g17915. NCBI's taxonomy places the organism in Eukaryota, Viridiplantae, Streptophyta, Magnoliopsida, Fabales, Fabaceae. Gene Ontology annotation, molecular function: protein binding. The transcript has a single exon. The record is from RefSeq and is a predicted model, not a curated record. The coding region runs from base 1 to 1068 and encodes 355 amino acids.